Gymnodraco acuticeps is the source of this 1020-nucleotide messenger RNA. Its product is annotated as putative nuclease HARBI1. Bases 1 to 1020 code for a protein of 339 amino acids. The record is from RefSeq and is a predicted model, not a curated record. NCBI's taxonomy places the organism in Eukaryota, Metazoa, Chordata, Actinopteri, Perciformes, Bathydraconidae. The transcript is spliced from 4 exons.
AUGACGUCGCCAUUUGUCGAUGACACUGUGGAGCUCGAAGCGAGAAUUUUGAGAGGCGCUCUCAGACGGGUGAGGAUCUUUAGGGACAGACUAAACCCUUUGGCUUUCUCUGAAGAGUAUUUGUAUGAAAAAUAUAGGUUCUCGUCAGAAGGGCUGACAUAUCUGUGUCAGCUCCUCGAGCCAUAUAUUGCUAAUGCCACACAUUGGAGUUGUGCACUUAGUGCUGUAUGUAUUGCUUUGCGUUACUUUGCAACUGGUAGUUUUCUCUAUGCUGUGGGUGAUGUAGAGAACCUCAGCAAUAAUACAGUCUGCAGUGCUAUUCAUAAGGUCGCACAUGCUCUGGUAGGGCUCGCAGAGUCCUUUGUUGUGUUUCCUGACACAUGUCCCACGCAGACGAUCAAAGAGGGAUUUUACAGCAUGGCAGGGUUUCCCAGGGUGCUUGGCUGUAUCGACUGUACACAUAUACCGAUCUCUGCGUGUCUGAGAGAAAAUGAAGGCGACUAUGUAAAUCGCAAAUUAUUCCACAGCCUCAACAUUCAGCAGUGUGACCACAGGUGUCUAAUCACGAGCCUUGAGGCAAAGUGGCCUGGGUCAGUCUAUGACUCAAGGAUUUUUUCUGAGUCUUCACUGUGUCAAACUUUAUCUUCAGGGCUCUUCAGUAGAGUGCUGCUUGGGGACAGGGGUUAUGCCUGCCAGCCUUUUCUGAUGACCCUGUAUCCUGACCCUGGUGAAGGGCCACAAACCAGUUUUAAUGUGGCCUAUGCCAAAACCAGGGUCAGAAUUGAAAUGACCUUUGGGAUACUGAAGGCCCGAUUCACCUGCCUGCGGGGGCUCAGAGUGGCCCCUGAAAGAGCUUGCCACUACAUAACGGCCUGUGUUGUGCUGCAGAACAUUGCCACAAUGAGGAAGGAGAGGGCCCCUCCUGCAAACCCCCAACCUCCUGAUGUGGUAGACCCCAUCACCCUGGACUACCCUACUGGCAGGGCUGUCAGAGAAGCUAUCGCGUUAUUAUUUGCUUAA